This is a messenger RNA of Paramuricea clavata, 15314 nucleotides long. NCBI's taxonomy places the organism in Eukaryota, Metazoa, Cnidaria, Anthozoa, Malacalcyonacea, Plexauridae. The record is from the annotation of a GenBank genome assembly.
AUUAAUUUUUUAAAACAUACCUUGAACGGCUUGUACGCCUAUCAUGUUUGUAUGACUCAUCUCGUUCGUGAGACUGCUUUUUUAACUCCCAUUGUUUCCACAUUUCAUUUUGUUCUUGAAUCUAAUGAUUUAUAAAGUGUAUGAUUUAUGUACGUUUUCAACUAAAAAAUACGACUUAUAUAAGAAAAGCUUUCACAUUUUACCUUAUUAUGUGCAUCAGUAUGUCUUAUAAUGUUUUUCAAUAAACUUUUAUCAACACUUUUUCUCCCAUUCCAGCCGCCAUCUUGCUCCAUGAUUGUGCUAAAAAGUGAGAUUCACGACACUUUCCGGGAAUAUCCGAUAACCUACGAAUUCUCUGUGGCUGUCCAUCAAAUAUAAAAAAUACACGGAAACGCAUUUAUUUUUCUUUAAAUAUUCCUCUUAAUUUCGUGAUUCUGUAAGAUAUGGAUAAUAACAUGGAUACGAUUGUCUUGACAGACAAUGUAGAGUUGAAAAAACCUUCAAACGUUUUGCAAACGCGAAAGAAAAUCUUGUGUUUUUUGUGUGUUUUGGCCAUUCUUGUGGUUUGUGCUGUGUGCCUUGGUGUGUUCUUGCGUCACGACAAAAAUCAUGAAAUUAAUAAACACAUCAGAUGGUGUGGUACAUCAGAUCUAUAUGACCAUGAGACUAAUUGCCGUGCUUUUUUAUCUACAAACUGUAAUAUCACCCUCAUAGAAAGUAUUCCAGAGAAUUUAACCUAUCCUGAUGGUGCACCAUCUCACCCCUCAAUAUACAGUGGUUGGUUACAGCUUCUGGAUGCAGCACAGUCAACCAUCUAUAUUGCAUCAUCAUAUUGGUCACUCAGAUCCGAGGAUAUACCAGUCAAAGAUCCCAGCUCAUGGCAGGGAGAUGAUAUUUUUAAUAAGCUGGAAGAAGCUGGGAAACGAGGUGAUAUAUAAUACUGCAUGUACAUUUAAACCAGGUGUACUUCUGUCAUGAUGGUGGCCCAUAAAAGACAUGAUACUCUGUGACAUGAUAUUUUCAAACUGCAAGCAGUUGUUUUUAAAAAGAGAUAAUAUAAUAACUAUUUGUGAAAGUACAGUUACAGUUACAACUUAAAAUGAAAUGGUGAAAUCUGUCCUUAUGGGCCACCAAAACUUUCUGUGGUUAGAAACCUAUCAUGAUGUCCCCUGUUAUAAUAAAAUACACACCCUCACCUGAUUCAUUCAAGGUUCAUGCACUAUUAUACAGAUAAGUAACACAUGGCACACCUAUACACAGGUGCAUUUUCACACAGCCAGGAUGUGAAAAGGAAAGGUGAUGAAUUUAGCUGCAUGAGUUUACAGCAAUUUAUAUAAGGUAAUUUAACUUUGAGGAGGCUAAUACGCAUAAUCAAGGAAUGAUUUACUGUGGGCUUUGGUUGAUUCUAUUUAAGGGGUUUAUUUUCCAUUGCCAUUAAUUAAUUUCAUAAUUAUCUUUAACAAUAAUAGUUAUGAAUUACUCUCCUUUUGUUAGCAAAAGUAGGGUAAUAUGGUUCCUUCAACAAGAUAUUAGUAGUUGAUUCGAAUUUACUACCAAUAUACCUUGUUAUAUUAGUUGUUAUGCUUGACCACAUUGGUCGAUCUUUUGAGAGGAAUGAGAACUCAUUUGUAAAUCUACUUAUAUGCCAAUCCAAGGCAUUGAAUAUUAAUGAAAAACAAUCACAUGCUAAGAGUGCAUAUGACAAUCCACUCAGUUUAUAUACCAAUUACCAAUUUUGUAUGUGUGACUCAAUAUAGUUUCACUGAGUUUUCAAUAAAAGCUGGUCAUUGACUGAAAUAAAUAAGAUAAUUAUAAAAUCAAUAAAAUUUAUUUGGUAGUUAACGAUUGAUUGUUAAAUGCCUUGAGAGGAUUAAAAAUACAUGUAUUCUUGGGGCAUAACCCUUUCUCCUCAGUUGUUGGGACCUGUUGGGUAAUGGCUUACUGUAGGUGCCACCUAUUUUUAUAAUGUUAAACUCUUGCGAAUGGUAAUUCUAUCAUAAUCCCUGUUUCUUAAAGUUUGUAGUCAACACGUCUUUAACUUGAAUAGUAGGCCUAAACAAGAACAGAAAUUAACUGUAUAUUAGAUUUUAGAUGUUUUGUAAUAUAAUUAGGGUUAUGAUCUUAAGAUUAGAUUAUUAUAAAGGGUUGUUCUGAAUCUUAAAGGUUAUAAAUUAAUGUGCCUAGAAACACACCCAACUUUUUUACUCUGACUGUCCAAUUCCAGGUGAUUUUAAGAGGACCCCCCUCCCCCCAGGGACGUCAUGAAGACAUCAACAUUGGGGGGGGGGGGGUGUUGACAUGUUUUGACCAACUUUUCCUAGAAUUUGACCAAGUAGUAGAAAUGUUUCCCGAAAAUGUUGUCAACGGGGAGAGGUGGGGGUGUCAAACAAUUUUGCAGACUAACAUAUUAGCAAAGCUACAAAUAUUUUUUGACCAAAAUAAGCAAAGCUUGCAAUUGUUUCAGCGCAAACAUGACCAAAGCUUAGAAAUUGUUAAAAUUGCAAACGAUUUCAUAACUUUGUCUUUGAACAUCUUUUAUCUCAAACUUUGACCAAAUUUUACCAACUUUUACCUUCAAUUUAAGCAAUUAUUAGUUCCAUUUUGACCAACUGUGACCAACGUUUUGAAUUAUUGGGGUGUGUUACACCCCUCCCCCCCCUGUAGCGACGUCCCUGCCUCCCCCUAUGAAUCCCCUGGUUGCUAUGCCCAUACCGCAUAUGAUACAGCACUGUUAUUCACGUUUUUAAAUUUGUAUCCAAAAAAUUAAUGAGGAUCAGUAAUUUCAUUACUCAGACGUAUAGUUUCAAAUUCAAUACUCAUUAUAAUUUCAGUAGCUGUGUACUCAAAGCCAAGGUGGAAAAUGCGAUUUUGACUGGCCACUUUAAAUUGGCUUGUAUUUGACCAUUGGGCUAUUCCAAUUAUUAGCUGCACUCCCCCUGUUGAGGAACCUUGGAAUUCCAGGGGAGGGGAUGCAUUAACUUUGGAAUUUCCAGGGGAGAGGUGCAUUAACUUUAAAUUUCCAGGGGAAGUGGGUACAUUAACCUUGGAAUUUCUAGGGGAGGGGGUGGAUUAACCCUGGAAUUUCCAGGGAAGGGGGCAUUCAGGCUCUGGAUUCCAAGGGGAGGAGUAAUUCUCACAUGGAAUUUCCAGAGGGAGGGGUAAAUUUCAUGGGAUAGAAACCCCAUGGGAGGACAUAUGUUAGAGGAAAUUUCCGGGAGCAAAUGUGUCCCAUGAUGGAAAUUCCAUAGGGAAGGGUAAUUUAUACAUGAAAAUUCCAUGGACAGGGCCAAAUUUUAAAUGGAAAUUCCAUGGGAAGGCCUAAUUUAAAAUCGAAAUUCCAUGGGCAAGGGUAAUCUUUACAAGGAAAUUCCAUGGGAAGGUGUAAAUUUUACAUGAAAAUUUGCGGAAAUUCCAGGGGAGUACCAACGUGAGAAAGGGGUUCCUCAACAGGGGGGUGCGGAUAAUAAUUGGAAUAGCCCAUUUUUUAUUGCAAUCAUUCCAAAAAAGAUGUUAUUUGACAGCUAAAUGUCUGACACGAAAUAUAAAUAUAAUUUUAUUGUCACGAAAUAUAAAAUCUAUAACUCAACAGACAACUUGGAUUAGCUUUUUUUUAUCACACCUGCAAGCUAGGAUAUUCUUGCCGUAUACUAGUCUAUAAAGUAUACGAGUCGAUAAAGUAUACGAGUCUAUAAAAUUGACAGUAAAAACGAAAACAAGUUGAAACAAAAUACCUUGUUCACCUAACACACGAUACGGAUUACUUGGAGGAUACGGAUGAUCAAUAAAAAUACGUAAUUAUGAACAUUUAUGUUUGCCAGACAUGUGAAAUUGCAAAAUUAGUGUAUUUAAAGUUCUUUCAUAAACCACCCACUGGCCAUAGCCCGGCGCGUUCGUUGUUUCACUUUCGUUUUACUGUAAUUCCUAGUAUUCCAUUCUCGUUUCCAAGAACGAUUGACAUUGUAUAAAUUUGAAUAAAUUUCAAGGACUGCAUUUACAGUACAUGUAUAAAUUACUGAGGGCACAAAUGUUAUCAAACUUUGAGGUCGCUGACGAGAUGUAAAGUUCGAUCUAAGAAAGAGGCGGCAAAUAUCCUCCCUGGACUACGUGGUCCUCUUUUAAUCAGGGUUCGUACAAAACUUGAAAGUCCUUGAAUGUCCUUGAAUUUGAAAACAAAAAUUCAAGGCCUUGAAUGUCCUUGAAUUUGUAAAGAAGUACUUGAAUGUCCUUGAAUUCUUCUUGCUUUAGUUUUUGGAUAUUUUCUGAAAUUGUUUGACAUUUAAGACGGACAUUUUGUUGAACUGAUUUUGCAUGUUCAUAUCUGACCUCGUUAUAAAGUUACGUUUUGAACAAUUCCACGUCAGAUUUUGCUGAUUUCUAACACCUUCAGUAUUUAGUCCUUGAAUUUGCUAUUAAAUACACGGCCUUGAAUGUCCUUGAAAAGUCCUUGAAUUUAACUCUUCCUGACCUGUACGAACCCUGUUUAAUAUUCUCUAACGAGAAUAACACUCGGCAUUUUGUACACGAUUUUAAUAUGGGAAUUGUUUGCUGUAAUUGCCAUUAGGGACCUGCAAGCGACGUUUUUGUGAACACGGACGUCAGAUUGCCGAGGGGGACUGGAUUAAAAACUGUGUUUUUAAAAUGUUCAACACAUAUGACAAAACAUAAGAUUUGUAAAGUUUUUUGCUUCCUUAUUUAAGGCACGCGUUGUUCUUCUUCUGACGCAUGUGAACGAGUGGAUGAAUUAUGGAUGUUCAGAUGAAUUUACAUAUAAACCUCAGAUCAUUCAUAAAGGCUCGUUUACACGGGCGAUUUUUGCUGCGAUUUUAGUUGCAAUUUUCUCCUUUUGGAAGAUGUGAAGGAGUGGAUGAUGUCAUUAUGAGAUCAGGGUUGCCAGGUGGUCUGAGCCCGAAAGAGCCAAAUGAUACGUGAAAAGCAGCCAAAUCCGGCCAAAAGAAGCCAAAAUCGAAAUUUAGAGUGGGGACUGGGGUUGACCUAAUUAUACGAAUUAUAUACCCAUAAAACUGGUAAAAACCCAUAUCCGGACCGUGGUCCGUAUUUUCCGUAUCUGGACCGGUGUCGGGAUGUCGUUUAUCUGGCGGGAAAUUUUUGCUUUGCAAACAGAAAAAAUUUUUGCUUUUUAAUUUUCCAAUUGUGUGUCAUUAAAAUUUACAGAUAAAAUAUCAAACUUGGCAACCAAAUUGUUUUUGAUUGAGCAUGCAUGCCUACCGUAUAUUGUUAACCAGUGAAACUGACGAUAGCCGAUUUAAUUCGCGCGAAAAGCUCACAGACUCAGUUCAGCCAUAUAAUAAACCGAUUAUUAACCUCGCUUGUUCAGUCUGUACUGUGAAAUAUCAGACCUCUGUUUUUUGCAUGGACGUCGCUCCUUCGUCGCUCGAUCCAUACUAAAAAACCUCGGUCUGAUAUUUCACAGUACAGACCUCACGCUCGGUUAAUAAGCCGUUAUUAUACAGUCACAUGUAUAUAACAAUUCAUAAUGUUUCCAUUUCUUUCUAUUUGAAAAUAUUCUGCACGGCUUCUCUGAAACAAGUACUUCGCCAAAAAACAAGGCAGGGAUUAAGCAGAGAGUUUAGGUACAUUAAUGUCAUUGCCAAUGACCAUAAAAUCCCGUACGUGUUAUCACCAAGUGUCGAAGCAUUUAGAAAAUGUUGGAAGAUAGAAAGGCACAUGUCCAAAAAGUAACAUGCCAGAAGACUUAAAAUAAUGGCGAAUGCGGUUAUUGUUGAUCGUAGGAUCUUCUUCUGUGCCACAGUUUGAUUGCUUGCAGGAGUAUGAGUGGUUUGAAUUGCCUUCCGAUGUCGGGCAACGAGUUUAUAUGUCCAAGACCAGGUAAAAACCACAGUGACGAUUGCUAAUAGUGUAAUACAAAACAAUCCGUAUAAAACAAAGUGGUAGUGUUGAAAAAUAGCCAGGUUUUUUAGCAAAAUGAGAAGCCAAGAAAUGGCAAUCACUAAAUUCAAACGGGACUUUGUAAUUAUACUUUGCCAACGAUACGGAUAAGCCAGGGUUAUAUAACUUUGCAAGCUAAGAAUAACAAUUGUUAUCAGUGAUAGUUCCAAGAACAAGAACGAUAAUAUGGUAUCAAGUCCCCAUAAAAUGCAACUAUGGUUUCCCAGCAAACCACGUAAGAUGGCGACCACAAAUAUGGGUUGCGCAAAAGCAGUUACGCUGACGUCUGUGAUGGCAAGCAGCAAGAAGAUCGUGUUCUGGACUGUUCGCAGACAAGGGUUACGAUAGUACGCCAUUAUGACAAGACCGUUGGCCAGUGUUCCAAAGAGAGAUAUGGCAAUAUUUGUCAUCGCCAGAGCAGCUUGUAAUGACAUUGCUUUUAUUCCAGUAGGGAAAUGUUGAAAACUAACACUUUUAUCGCCUAUAUCACAUAGUGUGAUGGAGCUUGGCGGGAAUCCUGCCAUACUCGAUAUUUUUCCAAAUGUACUCGGAACUUUACUCCUAUAGUUCCAUAUUCCCGUAAUUCUUCGGCACUAUAUCAUACUAACAUGCAAUAAAAUUCGAAAUAUAUGUCGAAAUAUACAACAGGCAACAGCUUUUUUCAUUGUAAGUGUAAAGCUUUCUGUUUAAUAUUAACCUUUCAGUAGAUUUUAAUUAUCACUCCGUUUCAUCUACGUCUAUUAACCGUAGUUUCAUUAAAGUUAUACGAGCAAGUUAAUGAAUUUGUUAAUUAAAAAUAUAUACAAUUACUAAAUUAUUCUGCACUUGUUAUAAGUGAAAAUGAUCUAAAGUGUAUAUGACUUAAAUCGCGAUUUACACAUGCAAUUUUUUGUCGCUGAACUUUGGUCUAGACCAAUGUAGCAGUAAGUCUAAAAAACGGUCAGUGGUACAAACUGAGGUCUCAAAAUCUACCCUCCGUAAUUAAAUAACAUGUGGCUAAACCAGAACUUAGGGAUAAAAGUCGCAGCAAAUAUUGAAAGUGUAAACGGGCCUUCGGAGACCUUAAAUUAAGUUUCGUAUCUAAUUUUUUAUACUGUACGUCAGAAGUAAUAAAUUUUGUGGAGAUUAUUCAUUGCAAAUUUUAAGAUGUUUAAUUAAGGUGGCUCCCUACAGUUUUAAAAAUGUGGAAAAUGCAUGAAUUGAUCAACUCUUUGAAGAACCAUUGCUUGCUAGAAAUCAAGCGCGUUUUAUUUCUGGCACAGCAUGAAGCAUAAUCAUCAUGCCGUAUUUUAAAUAAUUUCGUUUGACGAAAACAACAAUAUAAAAUUAUAUGCACUGACAUCUCAAUGACAUUGUAUGUAAAUAUUUAAUAACAAUAUAUAUAUAUAUAUAUAUAUAUAUAUAUAUAUAUAUAUAUAUAUAUAUAUAUAUAUAUAUAUAUAUAUAUAUAUAUAUAUAUAUAUAUAUAUAUAUAUAUAUAUAUAUUAUAUAGUAGAUAGUGAGAUACUGAAAAAUACACAGUGAGAUAUUUUCCAUAUCUUCAUUAGUGAAGAUAUUGAUCACGUGACUUUUUCCAAUUUGCUUUUGAGCGUGAAAUUUCACAAUUUUUUGCCUGGGACUAUAUAAUUGCGCUCGUUCGUAAAAUAUUGUUUUCACCACUCGAAGAUAAAAGUCAUAUCUUCGUGCCGCCGUGUAAUAUCCUCUAUAGAUGACGACAUAACAUCGUGGUCGUUACAUUAGAGCGGUUCAGAUUUGACUUCCACUACCACUACCUUUCACUGGCUUAGUACGCAUCUGAUUGGUUAAUCGGAUAGUUCAAAUGCAUCUGAUUGGUUAAUCGGAUAGUUCAAAUGCAUCUGAUUGGUUAAUCGGAUAGUUCAAAUGCAUCUGAUUGGUUAAUCGGAUAGUUCAUCAUCUUUGUUUACGUUUGGCUACACAACCUCGUUUUCGUAUUAUGCAAAUCAUAUGCAAUUGAUAUAACUUUUGGUAUUUAUUUUGUACGUCCAUGAUUAGGCACAUGUAAAAUUUACUAUUGGCACAGUAUAGGGAAACAACAGUAGGGCCACACAGCAUCAAAAAGUGUCCGCAUUGUUUACUGGCUGCUAACCUAAUUAACGUAUUGGCAGCCAGUAAACGGCAGCAGUUCACUAUAAAAUUGUAUUACAGAGGAAAUGGUUUUGACCGCGCCAGACGUCUGGGACCUAGCUUAAAAAUGUCCCACUUUUGUCUCUCCUGAGCGGCCCUACUGGUUGUCUCCCUAUACUGUGCUAUUGGUAUGCAAUUGAUAUAACUUUUGGUAUUUAUUAGGCACAUGUAAAAUUUACCAUUUAGAUAAAAAAUACUUAAGUUUAAAUUAAGGCUCGUGCAAUGACAAUAACACGUUUUGUUAUGGUAGUAUAUGAAACUGUUGGGACUAAUGUAAACAAAUUAACAAACUUGGGCUUAUCUAAAUAUCUAAUUUAAUAGAGCUAGCCUUGAACCUGUUCUUUAUUUUAUAUAAACAGAACUAAUCCAAUAGGAUUCUGUUUUCUGAAGGUGUGGGGCAAAAAUUGUUUCCUCCUAGCUGAAUGAACUUUUGAACAUUCAUGCAUGCAAUUAUUAUCUACAGAUGCAAAAUGGUGAAUUGUACUAUUUUUUAUUUUCAGGUGUCGAGAUCAGAAUCGUGCACCAAGUUGAUACAAAAUCACAACCAAAUCUAGACACAAAAAUCUUAGAAGAAAAGGGACUCGCUAAAGUUCGUGUUUUAGACCUAGAACGACUGAUAGGAGCCGGUAUUAUACAUAGUAAGAUGUGGUUAGUUGACAAUAUGCAUUUCUAUCUUGGCAGUGCAAACAUGGACUGGAGAUCACUCACACAGGUUUGAUAUUUUCAGCGUACUGUAGUUUUAUUGUAUUUGCUUGGUUAUUUAUACUGUUUUAUAACCCAAUCCGGUGUAGAAAUCAGGGUGCGGCGAUUAAAGAAUUUAGUUGUACCUGACUGGUACUCCUGCAAUGGUUGUUGCUGCGUACUUACGCUAGUACAAACUCAAUACUCUUUAAAAUAAGGUUCAUAAAGUACACGUUUCUGAAACGUAUGUUCAUACUACGAGAUAGAAAAAGAAGCACAAAAUUGCAUAUACAAACAAGCGACUCCAACGUUUCUUAGUGCCAUCAGUCCAAUCAUGCUUCAUGCCAAGACAUCUCAGAGAUUCAGACACAUGAUAUACCAACUAAAUUACGGCUGAUGCUUGUGAUGUUACUCUGAGUGUAUAUCCACACCGGGCAGGCUUGAAAAAUAUGCCUGGCCACGGUGGGAAUCGAACCUACGACCUUUGGAAUUCUAGCCCAUUGAUUACCUUGGGCUUGGAAAGGUCAUGUGGUACCAGCAAAAAGUAAAUACGCAGGUGCGGAUGUCUUUUAUGAUCUUUUUAAUAAAUAAUAAAACACUUAGUUUGUUGAAUUUCUCACUCAUUUCCCAACAGGCUACAAGGCUAUUGCCUGUUGGGAAAUUGAUAGGGGAUCCGUACCCAUGCACUAUUUAAUUAACGUCCUUAUCCAAGACGACGCGAAAGUCUAACCAGUUAUUGAUGUCAAUGUAAAGGUAGCUCUUUCUCCUCAAUUAUUUUAAGACCUUUAGUAGACAUCCGACCAGGGAUUGAGCCCGGGUCACGGGGCAAGCGUGGUGACCACGACACCACAAAGUGCUGGCAAAAACAUACCAUGCUCAACCUCUUUGUUCGUUGCAAUGCUGCAUCAUCUAUAAUUUUGGUUAAUUUCACUUGUUCUGUUGUUUCUUUCAGGUUAAAGAACUUGGCCUGCUGACGUCAAACUGUAGUUGCCUAGCAAAUGAUAUGUCUAAAAUUUUUGACAUUUAUUGGAUGUUAGCCGAACCAAACUCCACAAUCCCAGAGCACUGGCCUGUUAGUUUGGAGACUUAUUAUAAUAAAGGUGACAUGUUGAAAAUGUAUUAGUACAUAAGUCGUAACCAAAUUAAUAAGGUUCGCAAAUCAAGAUACCACCAUCUUACCGCCCGGUUUAGUUUGUGACUUUCCCGUUUAAUAUGUUAAAUCCACCGUUCUUUAUUGAAAUUCUAGCCUGGUUACCUUGCGGUGUCCAAAUGUGGUCAAAUAACUUUCUUAAAACUUAGUGGAUAAUUUGGACACCACAUGGUGCUAUUCACACACUACUGACCAGUGACAACAUUCCUAUAUCAUUCCUAGUUGGGCAAGACUACAUCCUUGUACAUUUAGUAUUUGAAAAAGAUAGUAAGGUCACGUAGUAAGGUACGAGACUAACCCCCCAGCUAUUCAAACACAGCACUGACGUGCAUGACACUCAAGGGAAGCUCAGAUUGAACCUCCACUCUUUGAGUGUGAGUGAGUUUUUAGGAUACAGGCAUUAGUGUCUCAAUUCUUAGACCGGCAUGUCUAAUACUGGCAAUAGGUAAUUGCUCAGUAUAAGAGGAUGGGUAUGUCAAACCAGAGAUCUUAGGUUAAGCAAUUCCCGGUUGUAAAUUAAUUUCAUGCAUUCAGAAAAUAAUUUCUCGGCUAGUGUAGACAUACAGUUACUUUCUUGUCUUAUUAUUUCAGAUUCUCCAAUGCCACUGAGGAUCAAUGGUGAUGGACAAGGCAAAGUUUAUCUAUCUUCUUCCCCACCUCCACUAUGUACUCAUGGUAGAACAACAGAUAUUGACUCAAUUCUUGAUGUAAUACACAAAGCAAAGAAAUUUAUUCAUAUCUCAGUCAUGGAUUAUUCACCAACAUUUUUAUAUACCUGGCCAGAGAAGUGAGUCAGUCGAAAUGUGUUUUUAUUAACGCCAGCGGGAAAAUGUUUGAGAAUUGAGUUAGCCUGACUUUAGCCUGCCUCUCCGUUUUGUUUGAAGCAGAAGCUCAUGGACGGAAUACUUGUCCAGCACUAUUUUUAAAUAUACUGCGGUUAGGUGUACAGAACUUUGUCUGGUCGGCUAAUCUUAUAUAAAGAUACGUUUACACACUACGAUUAAUCAGGUCGAUUCAGCUUUAAUUAAAUGAUAUUUGAAAAAUACGCAGUCAACGUCAUCUGACGACAUCGUCAACUGACAACGUUCUUCAUUAACGAUUUUUUUUGUGUUGGUGUAUACCAGAUGUCUCACUCAGCCAAAAUUGUGUCCGCGAUUUUUUAUGAGCACGCGUUGGCCGCCAUUUUGGCAGUAAGUCUAAUCCACGCCAUGAAACGUGGGCAAUCACGCAUUUUGGCAGUAAUCGCCAUUUUGGCAGUAAGUGUCGCACGCGUCAUCUGACGUGAUAGCCUCGCGAAAAUCGCGGACACGAAAAUCAUAGGGAUAGAUACACAGUGAGACAUCUGGUAUGAUCUAUUAUAAUCUAUGGUGUAAUGUACUCAGGUCAACACAAAAAAAUCAUGAUUAUUAGAUUAUAUUGAUAUCGAAGGAACUAGAUUCUGUUCCGAAAUAUCACAUACUCGAACCAACCUGACCGCGUAGCUCAGUUGGCAGAGCAUUGGGCUAGUAUUCCAAAGGUCGUAGGUUCGAUUCCCCCCGUGGUCAGGCAUAUUUUUCAAGCUUGCCCGGUGUGGAUAUGCACUCAGAGUAACAUCACAAGCAUCAUUCUUCAUUAACAUUUGGCAAAACCUGAAAUCGGCCCGAUUAAUCAUUGUGUGUAAUCGUAGCUUUAACCGAUCGUAAUUCGUCUGGUAUACCAGACUGGAUUUAGCAGCUAACGCUUUAACGCCUUCGUUCGCAAAAUGGGAAUCUUCCCUAUGUGGAUUUUUGGGCGUCUCACUCAAUUGAACUAAUGGUGAAGGGUUUUGUAGAUGGAAUUUCAACUAUAGGCCCUCUGGUAGGAAUCGAACCUGCGGACACUGCGAACCUGCGAACACUCAAUUUUGACAAUAUGAAACAUAACUCAAAAAAAUGUCUUCGGUGCCUGGUCCCGUGUUGUAAUUUGCCAGCUUCAAGCGAAGCGGGCAAGUUUGGACCACACAGGGCUAACUGUUAAUUCUUUUUGGCUACUUGCAAAAAAACUAAAUAUACAGGCAUGCUUUGUUGUGAAGGGGGGAGGCGUAACAGAGGGGCUUCAAAAUUUCUCAUUUAAAAAGGAGGGCUCGUUAAAGGAGAAGAGGGGUAAAUAGAGUAUUAGAGUAUAUUUCGAGUUUCCGUAUUGCACCCUGCCCAGUCCUUCAAGGAUUGACGUGCUUGUUUUCUCUGACGUAGGUAUUGGGCUGUUAUUGAUGACGCUUUACGAACAGCAGCAUUUGAUCGAGGUGUUGAGGUUCACUUUAUGGCCAGUGAUUGGGUUCAUACUAAACCUGCAAUGAUCCCGUUCUUGAAAUCUUUGGCCGUUUUGAAUGAUGUGAGCAAUGUGGAUGUUGAAGUGGUACGUUUGGUUUGUUCUAUACAUUAGCAUACAACGAGUAGUAUGCACCUAUUACUUUUCAUACGGCAGAUGCCAGUAUAGGUAGCGAAGAAUAGAAACUGCGCCUCUGUACAAGAUGAAAUCUGAAAAAUACAAAAAGAAAUUUGACAUUUCGAGUGAAGGCCUUCUAGAAGUUUCAGUGUUAUGCGAUUUCUAAUCAGUUCGGCAGUAUACAGUGGACAAAAGCACCAACUUAGGUGUACCUAAAAGGAAGGUACACGCCCAACCGGAUGCUUUUGUCUAGCUUCUUUGCAUACUUUUUAAUAGGACAUGCAAGAAAUAUGUAGUAAAAGGCAACUUGUAAAUUUCAGAUAAUUUUGGUAGUAAACCUUCGCCAAGUGUUUUUCACCCGAUAUUAUAGAAACUAUAUCCAGAUUUCAGUCUACUAUGAGAUCAGUGGAAUUGUUCAUUUCAUACGAAAUUCCAAAGCCGAGAGCUAGAGUCGCAACGAUACAGGUGCCCUGCGACUAAAAAGUUAAGAUUUCCAGAACAAAUGGGUGUUAAUAUGAAGUGUUCGCUACUGUUGUAGUCUAGAUCUUCUUGUGUUUUAUUUGCUGUAUGCCAAUCAUGCAGUAGUUACUAAACUUUACUAGUUGCAGAGAUUGGACACUAUAUGCCACCUUGACAUGCUUCCGACCCUCUCUCCUCCACAUGCAGAGGCGUGUUAAUUAAAAAACGCGGGCUAUAUAACUGUAAAAUGUGAGGCAUGCGGGUACGCUUUCACCAUUGCCUGCAUGCCUUAUAUUUUCCGGGUAUACAACCCGCGUUUUUAAUUAAAAAACUUCUGACCAUCACGACCUGGAUUCAGGGCCGUAGCUAAGCAUGCAUAGUUGGGGGGAGGGGGCAAAAAUUUCCGAAUGACGAAAAACAUUUCCGAAUAUUUCAUGGCAUACGAAGCCACGAAGGUGUUUGCUAUCCGGAAAAUGAAAACGCAAUUUACAAACAAAAAUACUCAUAUUUUACGCACAGACAUAUUACAGAAGCGUGCAGUUCCGUAGGAAGUUCUUUUUGAUAAGGGGGUGGCGAGGGCCGAAGGCCCGAGGAAAUUUUUAAAUUUAGAGUCUCUGAAAUGCCAUUUCGUGGACUUUGGGGGAAGUUUUGACAGAAUUCUGAUGGUCAGAAAACAGAGUUUUAGCACGUCGAAAUCUACAAUUAAUUUGCUUACAAUUUAGAAGAACUAAAUGGGCGAAGGCGUAUAUGGGUAAUACGAUUCUUUGCGGUUUGUCAUGGGUAAUGUAGCCGCUUAAAAUUAAUCAAUUGUCAGUAUUUUAAAGAUAUAUUGAGGACUGCCCCCUCCCCCCACCCGUUGCUACGGCCCUGGGAAGUAAUAAACCGAAAAACAUUUACCGAUCUACGAUUUGUUAAAUGUUAUCCAUGUAAAUGCCGUGAUUUUGUAAAUCAGUUUAUGAUGCUGACAAUACAAUUUUAUAAUAUUUUCUCUGUUUAAUUAAACAACUAAAAUUUUGUUAUACUAUUACUGCCGUAAUUUUCCGAAUGACCAACCUGAUUUUCCGAAUAUGUUAAUUCUAAAAAAGUUGGGGGGUUAACCACCCCCCAAUACCCCCCUUCGCUACGGCCCUGUCUGGAUUGUACGCGUCUUAUACUUACAUCUAAAUGCAACAUAUACUUGUAUUUCAGAGAUUGUUCAAGGUUCCAGCAAGUGAAAGUCAGAGGAAGAUUCCUUACAGUCGUGUCCAACACACUAAGUACAUGGUCACUGAUAAUGCUGCGUAUGUCGGAACAUCUAAUUGGUCAGCAGAUUACUUCGUGAGCACUGGUGGUAUUGGUUAUAUCAUCAAUCAAACGUCUCCUGAUGCGAAGAAUCCGUUGUACUCAGAUACUAUCCAGAGACAACUAGAAGAUGUGUUUUCCCGUGACUGGAACUCCAAUUACACAAAAUCAAUUUGGGAGUAUUGAUUUGGAUUUACAGUCAUGGCAAUGGAAGUGUUUCUAAAAUAUUCAUUUACUCACCCAAACCAAUUCAUUUGAGACAUAUGACCAAAUAUCUGCCACUUGUGUAUUUGAUCAUUUCUGCAGGUCACUUACUGCUUCUUUAUGAUUGGUCAUUUGCACGAAAACCAAAGGUGAUUGCUGCAUUCAAUAGGAAGUCUAUCAAUUAUACCGGAAGUUGUCAAAUUUUCAAAUGACUGAUCAAAUGAAUUUGUUCGUGUGAGCAAAUGAAGUGAUAGAAUAUUUUAGGAAUACUUCCAUUGCCAUGGCUUUAAGCCCUGAGUAAACCCGGAAACAUUGUUGUGAAAUUGCUGUCCUGUUUUCCCACUCUUGGAAUUGCCCAUCUUCGGAAAACAUAUGGCCAUGAGAUGUUUGCUAUUUUAAAUAUCAGAUUUUUAUCCUGUUUUACAAUAAAUAAGAAUUCAAUGAAAACACUCAGAGCACUGAACACGAUUUAAAUAAUUUUGCCAAGAUUUUUAAAACGUUUCCUAUAUUAAUUUGAUUUUUUUUUAAUUUGGGGGUUGGUUGGCUAAUGCACCUUAUGAUUUUGUAAAAAUGUCUUAAAAAUAGUAAUUGUCUAUCUCCAAGUUAAUGUACUUUAAAUUUUGUGAAUAGUUGAUGAAAAGAUGUGUAGAGUUUGUACUGUGUAAAUAUAAAACGACUGCAUGAUUGUGAAAGCAUAAACAUGCAUGAUAAAAUUUUGUGAUGGGAUCUAUUUUAGACGUUCCAUUUUUGACGUAUGUGAUGUACACACCGGCUGUCAUCAUGCACCAAAUGAAAAAAAAAUGUUGGCAAUAAGGGACUUCGUUGCAAUGUGCAGGGUAUUUUUUUGUUUAAUUAAAAAUGCUAGGUUUUCUCAAAAAACUGUGAUCAGUGCGACUUGUUCUUAGCAAAGAUGAUAAUUUCUAACUCCUAUAGCGUUUACAGAACACACUAUAUUAAGAAUGUUUUACGCUUUGUUAAAGCGCGGGAAUAGCUUCAUCAAACACAAUUUCUAUGAGCAUUGUUUUCUGUUGUUCACUGCCCAAUAGUUGCUUUCGUUCAUACGUCAUGUACGCAUUCCAUAGAA